Messenger RNA from Coniosporium apollinis CBS 100218, 1836 nucleotides. RefSeq names its product lysyl-tRNA synthetase. Gene Ontology annotation, biological process: lysyl-tRNA aminoacylation. Gene Ontology annotation, molecular function: lysine-tRNA ligase activity; ATP binding; tRNA binding. The coding region runs from base 1 to 1836 and encodes 611 amino acids. The transcript has 3 exons. Gene Ontology annotation, cellular component: cytoplasm; cytosol. NCBI's taxonomy places the organism in Eukaryota, Fungi, Ascomycota, Dothideomycetes. The record is from RefSeq and is a predicted model, not a curated record.
AUGGCGGAUCCAAAUACUGCAGCCGGCGCAAUGGCUGCAGACUCGCUCACCCCAGAGGAAGGCCUGCGGAACCUUGUGCUGGAUGACGUGACCGGCGAGCAAGUCACCAAGACCGAGCUCAAGAAGAGAAACAAGAUGCGCGAAAGAGAGGCCAAGAAGGCAGAAAAGGCCGCGGCAGCUCCGCCGAAGCCUCAAAAGAAGACCGCAGAGCCUGACGAGAAAGAGCUGAACCCAAACCAAUUCUUUGAGAUGAGAACCCGCGAUGUUGUGCGAUAUCUUGAGAAGCCCGAGACAAACCCAUUCCCACAUAAGUUCAACGUAACGAUCGAGGUUCCCGAUUUCGUGGAAAAGUACAAGGAUUUGAAGCCUGGCGAAGAGUUGAAGGAGGUAGAAGUGCAAGUCGCUGGAAGGGUAUACACAACGCGGUCCUCGGGGAAGAACCUGCUUUUCUACGUUGUCAAGGGGAAGGACAACGCAAAGGUGCAGAUAAUGUGCCAGUCACAGCAAGCUCAAGGCCACCUCUCGUUUGAGCAGCAGCACGAGAGACUGCGGAGAGGCGACGUGAUAGGUGUUAUCGGCCAUCCCGGCCGGACGAACCCGAAGAGUGGGGGUGGAGGGGAGGUCAGUGUAUUCGCCAGAGAGGUUCAGCUACUGGCUCCGAAUUUCCACCUGCUACCUAGCGAUUACUAUGGUUUCACGGACCCUGAGCAGCGCUUCCGCCAACGAUACCUGGAUUUCCUCAUGAACGAAAAGCCGCACGAGAUUAUAAAGACAAGAGCUAAAAUAAUCCGCUACGUCCGAAACUUCCUAGAUGACCGAGAUUUCCUAGAGGUCCAGACACCCAUGAUGAGCUCGGUUGCUGGCGGUGCAACAGCCAAGCCCUUCAAGACGUAUCACAACGCUCUAGACAGGGAGCUCUAUCUGCGGGUCGCGCCAGAGCUCGAGCUGAAGAAGCUCAUUGUAGGAGGGUUCAACCGGGUCUACGAGAUAGGGCAGCAAUUCCGCAACGAGGACAUCGACCUGACACACAACCCCGAAUUUACAACGUGCGAGUUUUAUCAGGCGUAUGCCGAUAUGUACGAUCUGAUGACCAUGACCGAAGAGCUGGUAUCCGGCAUGGUCAAGCACAUAACCGGUUCUUACAAGACGACGUACCAUACGCAGCACGGCGAUACAUACGACAUCAACUGGGAGGCGCCGUGGAAGAGGAUCGAGAUGAUGCCGGCGCUAGAAGAGGCGACCGGCGAGAAGUUCCCGCCAAGCGACCAGCUACAUACGGACGAGACGAAUGCAUUCCUCAAGAAAGUCCUGGAAAAGGUGAAGGUCGAGUGCCCUCCGCCGAUGACGAACGCGCGCAUGCUGGACAAGCUUGUGGGCGAAUUCAUUGAGGAGACCUGCAUCAAUCCGACCUUCAUCAUGGAGCACCCGCAGAUGAUGUCCCCACUCGCCAAGUACCACCGCAGCAAGCCGGGAUUAUGCGAGAGGUUCGAGGCGUUUGUCUGCAAGAAGGAGAUCGUAAACGCGUACACCGAGUUGAACAAUCCGCUGGAUCAACGCAUGCGCUUCGAGGAGCAGGCAAGGCAGAAGGCAGCGGGCGAUGAGGAGGCUAUGUUCAUGGACGAGGGUUUCAUCAGGGCUAUGGAGCACGGGCUGCCGCCCACGGGUGGGUUUGGCUGCGGCAUUGACCGGCUGGUGAUGUUCAUCACGGAUAAUUACAGCAUUAAGGAGGUCUUGACGUUCCCGAUGAUGAAGGACGUUAAAGGUCAGGAAAUGCCGAAGGCGGCGGAGUUGGCGGGCGUGCAGCCGAUGCCUGAGGAGGGUAUACCGCAUAAGUAG